GUAGAGGUAGGUCGCUACGAACUGCCGGUACUACCCGAUUCCAACGGGCGCGUACAAACGUAUCAUGCUGGGUAGGGCCGGUGCCGAGAUGCCGGCUUGUAAACGAAACCAGUUUGCUAUCCGAUACGAUCCAGGCAACAGCGGCCUCGCGCGAUAUAUCCACGAGCGAAGAUCGCUGGUACCAACGAGGAUCCGCACUCUCGGUGAGAGAGGCACCAGAAUGUGGGGAUAGGAGGAAAUCACCUGACAUCGGGGACAUAAGAGAACGCGAAGUCCUCGAGAAGAUCCAGCUAUAACGAGACAUUUCUUCGGGAAUCGAAAAGCACCUAAGAUCGGGAACGUCAUUGCUCCUUUAACGUUGAGACUUCUCGUUUUGUUGUUUAACUCUACGUCAAAUAGUGAAAGAAUAUUUCAAUACUUUCCAAGGGUUUCUUCGAAUUGUUGCCUGGAUCAUUCGCGUUUCGAAAAGGAAGAGAAAACGAAAUAAAAAAAAAAAAAAAAAAAAAAAAAAAAAUAGAAGAAAAGUCGAUCGAGGGGAGACAUUAUAUAUAAUACGUUGGUUUUUCUUGAUUGUGUAAGAUAGUGUAAUUUAGUGGACUGUCCAGUGACGAACAAAAUCGUUAACAGAUGAUAAAUAGACGAGAUAUAAUGGCCUUUAUCGAGCCUCAGUGAAAUAUUGUUUCUAAUCUUGUUCGAGAUUUGAAUGAUAUGAGACUACUGUCAUGAAAGGCACGAAAAGAAAGUACAAAUCGGAACGGCGGGAAUCUUGAGACAAUGAUGAAGGUGAUAACAACAUCGAUGCUCUGAAAAAGGGAAAACAAGAAAAAAGAAAUAAAAAAAAAACCCCUAAGAAAAAAGUUAACAGAAGAAAAUUAAAAAAUAAAAGAACACUCUGAGACAACGUUUCGUUGGUAUAAACGGUUCGUGAAACAUUCGGGCUCGUCGAGAUGUCGGCAGUAGCACCAGCUGGAACCGGUGCUACGGCGCCAACAACAAACGGCCCGAUUGUUCCCGCUCCGGUUUUUGCCUUACCGACGUUGUCCUUCACCGUCGGCCAGGUUGCAACGGUUUGCGAAACGUUGGAAGAGAGUGGGGACAUCGAAAGAUUGGCUAGGUUCCUUUGGAGCCUUCCCGUUGCCCAUCCUAAUAUCCAAGAAUUGAAUCAGAGCGAAGCAGUACUCAGAGCCCGUGCGAUAGUUGCCUUUCAUUCGGGACAUUACAGAGAACUCUAUAAUAUCUUAGAAAGACAUAAAUUCACCAAGGAUUCGCACGGUAAACUUCAAGCCAUGUGGCUUGAAGCACAUUAUCAAGAAGCUGAGAAACUUCGUGGUAGACCUCUCGGCCCUGUUGACAAGUACAGAGUAAGAAAGAAAUUUCCAUUGCCAAGAACGAUUUGGGACGGCGAACAAAAGACUCAUUGCUUCAAAGAGAGAACUAGAUCGUUGCUAAGGGAAUGGUACCUUCAGGAUCCUUAUCCGAAUCCUGGAAAGAAGAGAGAACUUGCUGCUGCAACUGGCCUAACACCGACCCAGGUUGGUAAUUGGUUCAAAAACCGAAGGCAGAGGGAUCGUGCUGCUGCAGCGAAGAACAGAAUGCAGCAACAAUCGGGCCCAGGCAACGGAAACGCACGGCGUGCAUUGAGUCCAGGACCAGGUGGUAGUGAUUCCGAGGAUUCUGAUAUUUCCCUUGGAGGAACAUCGCCACCAUCACCAAGUUCCUCUCCUCCUCCUACUCAUCAACCUUCUCCUGUACCAUUGGGCCCACUCGGUCCACUUCCACCGCCCUCCCUUAACUUCCGUUUCGAUCCGACUCAGUCACAAUUCCGAUUUGGUCACGCGACGGCCUUCAAAUUCCCGCCGACUGGUUUCCGGUUUGGUCCGCAUAGUCCACAGCAUAAUCAUCCGAACAUCGCAGGUGGAGGGAUUUUUAGGUUGACCGAAAGUAGUCCCUUUCAGGCUGUUGGACCUAGAGGUGACCUUGGAUCCAGAUUACCAGAUCCACUUGGGCUACCACCGCCAAGGCUACACCCUCAUGAUGGACUGUUACAUCAUCCACAUCCACAACAUCCUUUACCCGAGGGAAUAUCUAGGAUAUCUGAGGGCUCCCGGCUAUCCGAUGGACUCUCAGAGGCUCACAGUCCACCACUAAUGGCAACGAAUCUGUCGGUGACGGGUCCUUUGAGAGUGGCCGUGCCUAGUCCACACACGCCAUCCUCCAGAGGCAGUCCAUCCUCGAAUCAGCAGACUCCUCAGGGGCAGGCUCAAGGUCAAGGCUUGAUAAGGGUCGCCACUCCUCCACCUAAUCCAAAACCUCCGCAAAUUCACAGGCCGUUCUCGCCGGCGUGAUACGACAGGUCGGCCGAGAACGAAGAGAUCAUUUCGGAAAAUGUGGAAGACGAUCGUUCUUCGAUAUCGAGGUACGAAUCGAGUAUUGGCGAAGACAUUCAGCAAAGACAUUUCGAGAUCUUGUGAGAAUCGAUUCGUCAAAAGGAUCAAAGUGAACUCCCGAACAAACGAAAUCUCUUUCGAGAAUAGUGACCGGCCGAUAAAGGGGGGACACGGAACGGGCUAGAGGGGAACGAGAGUUGAGGGGUAUGGGAGAAAGAAAUGAAUAUUUGUGAAUUAGGAAGAAACUUUGCCGGGCGGGAGAUUCAAACACAAAAACGAGUGAGAACGAACCGAUUCUCUCGCGCGAGCUUUCGAAAGGUUUCCGAAGGAGCCUUACGAUGAAAAUGGGGGGGAAGGCCGUUGUGCGAGUCGAUUGAUUUGCGAAAGACUAUUAACGAUGUGAGUGUUAUAAUUUUAGAACGAACAAUUGGGAUCGUGUUGAAUCGAUCGCACAAAAAGAAACGAGUGCAAUAUCUCGAUUUCGAUUGAGAUGGGACGGGUGGGAUGAAGAAGAGGAAGCGAGAUAGAAGGAGGAGUAGGAGGAGGAGGAGAAGGAGAGAGAAAUAUACGAUUGAUAUAUAAUUAGAUUAUAUAUCGUUGUGUGUACAUAAUUGAUAAUUAAUGAUUUCGUCGAAACUUCUUACGAACGAUUUGUUUUCACAAUUAACGAUUGUUUCCAUUUUAAUAAAAAUAGGAAACUUUCUAUUUUUGUGUAACAUUAAUCCUGAGUGAAAGAAGUUACGCGGCUUGUAAAUAGCGUCCGAAAAAGAUCGAUAGAUCAGUCGAUCAAGUGUAUGACAUAUUAUAUAUAUAUGUAUAUAUAUAUAUAUAUAUAUAUAUAUAUAUGUACAUAUACAUAUACACCCACACAUAUAUUUCAAAUAUUAGAACGUUCUUCUUUUUGCACGACGUCAUAUUCCUCUCAAUGAUACGAGCGACGUCACUCGAUGGAAAUCAAACUUGCGAACUAAUUUUGAAAAAAAAACAAAAAAAAACAAGAAAAGAAGAAAAAAAAACUAAACAAACAUUAACUUUCAACUUUGUAUGUUUUGCGAUUAGCUCGUCCGAUCGUCUGCGUAUACUUGACGCAACUCUAACGUUACCCUUUCCUUACUAAAGAUAACUAUAGUCGCUCAAUGUUAAACAUUCGCUGUAUACUAAGGGUGAUUAUAGUCCUAAUCGAUAUAAUUUUAAUUGAAUUAAUAAAUUGAGAUAUACUUAUUUACAAUAUAGUUCGACCUAUAUUAAUUUCAUUGAUUUAACCGUUUUAAUAAGAUAUCUAUUAAUAAUUUUUAUAUUAAUGACGAAGAAACAACGGAUUUUAUUAUUAUUAUUAUAUUAAUCCUAUAUAAUCGCGAUUCAACUUGUUUUCCCCGAUUCAGCGAUACCGUAAUGGCGGCCACUUCCAUCGUAACGAAAGGGUUAACGCGGUGAAAAGAUUUUUCAAAGACUAACUCGAAACCGCAUAAUGCCAUACGCCGUUACUCUGAAAAGGAGAAAGCAAAACGCUCGUGGAAAAUUGAGACGUCGGACAAACUAAUUUACGCUCCCUCGGCGAUUACCCCGUUCACCCCUGCUCCCCCUCCCACCAUACCUUGUUAGACUAAGUAGAAACUAGCGACUUGUAAAUUCAUUAAUUGAUCCGGUCUUUGAAGGUAUGCUACAUUGAAAGUAAAACUUCAACUUGCUCGAAUUUUGUCAAGGAUUAAAGAAGUCCAAUCGAUCUUAUUAUGCGAGAUACGACAAAACGUUAAAAGCGAUGAUAUUGAUAAUAAAAACGAAGAUAGAAACCUGCGACCAAGUUCGCCAGAUCCUUUUCUCUUUGUAGAUAGUCUCAAUAGUAAAAUUCUUGUAUAAUCGGUCCUAUAAAUAUGAACAUAAUACGGUCUACAUGCUGUAUAAGUAUGUUACGUAAAGAUUAUUAACGCGAAAUUAUAAACAGAUAUAAAUAUAUCAGUAAAAGUGCAGCAUUAUUAUUAAAUAUUAUUAUUAUCAUUAUAUUAUUAUUAUUAUUAUUAUUAUUAUUAUUAUUAUUAUUAU
Vespa crabro (European hornet) is the source of this 4427-nucleotide messenger RNA. It is a transcript of the gene Optix, whose product is annotated as homeobox protein SIX6-like. The record is from RefSeq and is a predicted model, not a curated record. The transcript is spliced from 3 exons. NCBI's taxonomy places the organism in Eukaryota, Metazoa, Arthropoda, Insecta, Hymenoptera, Vespidae. The coding region runs from base 948 to 2345 and encodes 465 amino acids. Gene Ontology annotation, molecular function: RNA polymerase II cis-regulatory region sequence-specific DNA binding; DNA-binding transcription factor activity, RNA polymerase II-specific. Gene Ontology annotation, cellular component: nucleus; transcription regulator complex. Gene Ontology annotation, biological process: regulation of transcription by RNA polymerase II.